AUACCCAGAGACUGGUUUCCACCAUGUGUGUUUAAGCUUUGUCUGGUUACCGUAAAACCACGUCACACAGGAUUAAGGGCUGUGGGCUGGCUCUGGAAUAUAUGAGGCUUUCCUCCAGAUCCAAUUCAGAAGGAGCUCAGCUGCGGUUGUUGCUCCGUCGCCUUCGAGCUCAGAUGAACCUUUGCAGCGAGAUCCCACUGAUCUGACGGAAUAAUAAUAAUAAUAAUAAUAAUAACAGCAUCUGGCUCUGCAUCAUCCAGGUACAUGCAUCUGGUUUGUGCAUGAGCACGGGCAGACAGGGUGAUUCACGCUCCUCUGUGGAUGGGUGAAGCUGGAGCUCGUCUCUCCAGGAGCUCCCUCUUUUGCAGAGUGAAGAAUAAGAGAUGGACGUGAUGGACGUGGAGCGCUGAUGCUGCGGCUGCAACUGUGACUCAGUCGGGAGGAGAAUCCAGCGACCCGGAGAAGUUGUGCUCCCCGGAUCCAGCGGCUGUUCUUCGGAUCAGAUGCCGCAGAUGCUGCCGGAGUGAGGACGCGCAAAGUGAUCCGAGCGGAGCCACCUCUUCUCCCCCACAGACCGGAGGAUGGUCCCCGGGGCCCCCGGCACCAUCACCACCACCACCAUGCUCCCCGCGUCCGAGGCUGCCAAGAUCUACCAGACCAACUACGUGCGCAACUCCCGCGCCAUCGGCGUCCUGUGGGCCAUCUUCACCAUUCUCUUCGCCAUCGUUAACGUGGUGUGCUUCAUCCAGCCCUACUGGAUCGGGGACGGCGUGGACACCCCGCAGGCGGGCUACUUCGGUCUGUUCCACUACUGCAUCGGAAACGGGCUGUCCCGAGACCUGACGUGCAAGGGCAGCUUCACCGAGUUCAGCUCCAUCCCCUCCGGCGCCUUCAAGGCCGCCUCCUUCUUCAUCGGCAUGUCCAUGGUGCUGGUGCUCACCUGCAUCAGCUGCUUCCUGCUCUUCUUCUUCUGCAGCACCGGCACAGUGUACAAGAUCUGCGGCUGGAUGCAGCUGUCUGCAGGUACUAGUCUGAUCCUGGGCUGCAUGAUCUACCCGGAUGGCUGGGACAGCGACGAGGUCAAGAGGAUGUGCGGCGAGCAGACGGACAAGUACACGCUGGGCGCCUGCUCGGUGCGCUGGGCCUACAUCCUCGCCAUCAUGGGCAUCAUGGACGCCCUCAUCCUCUCCUUCCUGGCCUUCGUCCUGGGAAACCGCCAGGACAGUCUGAUGUCUGAGGAGCUGCUGGGAGAGAGUCUUACUGCAGAGACGUGAUGUUACUUCAGGAUCCAGCUGCCGUCUCCUGAUGCAGCUUGUGGCUGAGACACAGAGAUGAUGUGUGGACAGAUUAAUUAAGACGAGGAGGAGGAGGUCUGGAGGAGCUCGUCCUCCCUGAAUCACCCUCUGUAAAAUAACCUUCUCAGUCGCCUGAAACUGCUUUUUACAAAGACUUUCUCCGGCCUCCAUGUGGACGGGAGGCUCAGUCCACAGGUUCCGCUGAGGGACAAAACAAAGACUUAAUGUGGUAAAUCUGCUCGGGGGACACUUGAAGUGGCAGCUGCUCAAAUUGAAUCAAAUAAAAAAUAAAAAAAAUCUCCAGAUUCCAAGGGACACACACGAGGACUCAGGGGACUUGAGGUGAAAGCUGUCGGAACGUCUCUCUCGUCAAAGUCAACAAACUCUAGGAGAGACAACCAGGAGUUCAGCUCCGGUUCGACCUCUCGUCCACGGAGAGGAGGAGACAUCUCAACGCUGAGUAACAGAAAGAACAGUGAUGUUUCGUGAUGAUUAAAUGUUUGAUGUGAUAGAAACACGAGGUAGUAAUUAGAGGUUUUGCUGAUGACAAGUUUGCAAGAAAAUAAAAAAAAAAAGAGUAAAAAAUAGAAGUGCACUAAAUAGGAGAAAACAUCUAUUGUAUGGAGACUUUAAUCUGUGUGUAGAUGUGUUGAUGA
Molecule: messenger RNA, 1951 nt
Organism: Platichthys flesus (European flounder)
Lineage: Eukaryota; Metazoa; Chordata; Actinopteri; Pleuronectiformes; Pleuronectidae
Gene: lhfpl3
Product: LHFPL tetraspan subfamily member 3
Exons: 3
Coding region: 582-1274 (230 amino acids)
Biological process (GO): sensory perception of sound
Cellular component (GO): plasma membrane
Source: RefSeq, a predicted model, not a curated record